AUGUCAUCUCUCUUCAAAUAUUCUGCGGUUCUGCGGAUCAUCAAGGCGCGUGAGUGCUGUCACAGAUUGAAGAGAGAGAAGAAGAAGUAUAGGAAUAAUGCAGAUGAUGCUACCUGUGAGAGAUUGAAGAAGAAGACAAACAUUGAGAAGACAGUUCUGCUCUCUGAGCAUGUCAAUCUGCUUACUGCUGAGGUGGAACCUGAGACAGCAGAUCAGAAAAUGUGGGAUUUUGAGAUGCAGGUUGACCUGGCUGAGGAGAAGCAGUGA
Blastomyces dermatitidis ER-3 is the source of this 267-nucleotide messenger RNA. RefSeq lists its product as uncharacterized. The record is from RefSeq and is a predicted model, not a curated record. NCBI's taxonomy places the organism in Eukaryota, Fungi, Ascomycota, Eurotiomycetes, Onygenales, Ajellomycetaceae. Bases 1 to 267 code for a protein of 88 amino acids. The transcript has 3 exons.